Molecule: messenger RNA, 954 nt
Organism: Glarea lozoyensis ATCC 20868
Lineage: Eukaryota; Fungi; Ascomycota; Leotiomycetes; Helotiales; Helotiaceae
Product: Mitochondrial carrier
Exons: 4
Coding region: 1-954 (317 amino acids)
Biological process (GO): mitochondrial citrate transmembrane transport
Source: RefSeq, a predicted model, not a curated record
AUGGAUGUCAAACUAACACAACCUGUUCCGCUCAUACCUCCUCCUCCUCGCUUAGAGAGGAUCGGAGAUAAGCGCAAGGUCCAGAAAAAGGGGGUAAAUCCUUUGCUUUCACUGUUUGCGGGAAGUAUCGCUGGUGGCGUUGAAGCUGCGGUAACGUAUCCCUUCGAGUUUGCGAAAACACGUUCGCAGCUACACAGUAAGGCUCCUGGUCAGCAAGGGAUAGUUCAACUUGUGAGAGAUGUGAUAAAGUCGGAAGGUUACACUGGGCUGUACACCGGAUGCUCAACACUUGUGGUGGGAACUGCAUUCAAAGCCGGGGUACGGUUUUUAACAUUUGACUCUAUUAAGAAUGCGCUAGCAUCAGAAGAUGGUAAACUUUCGCCGCUGAGAGGGCUUCUUGCUGGUAUGGUGGCUGGUGCUGUAGAGAGUAUUGUUGCUGUAACGCCAACUGAGCGGAUCAAAACAGCUUUAAUUGAUGAUGCUAAAGAAGCGCGGCAGUUCAAGGGUACUAUUGAUGCAACGAAGUCCUUGAUCAGAACAGGUGGAUUGCAGAAUCUAUAUAAGGGCCUAGCUUCCACAACUAUGAAGCAAUCCGCAACCUCUGCGGUCAGAAUGGGCUCCUAUAAUGUUUUGCGAGAGAAGUGUAAGACCUACGGAAUGAAGCAGAAUACAGCAACCACAUUCGCGACUGGUGCCUUGGCUGGUACAAUCACAGUCUAUGCUACCCAGCCAUUCGACACAAUUAAGACACGCUCACAGAGUGCAGCUGGAGCUUCUACGUUGCAAGCAUUCAGAAGUGUUAUCAAAGACUCGGGAGCCAUGGGCUUCUGGAGGGGAAGUACAAUGCGUUUAGGUCGUCUAGUACUCAGUGGAGGCAUUGUGUUUACAGUGUACGAACAGAUUGUUUCAAUAGUUACUGCAGCAAGGCAAAAAGAGGCAACGAAGAAGUUUUAA